Eimeria tenella is the source of this 2973-nucleotide messenger RNA. RefSeq lists its product as uncharacterized. The transcript is spliced from 4 exons. Gene Ontology annotation, molecular function: monoacylglycerol lipase activity; short-chain carboxylesterase activity. The record is from RefSeq and is a predicted model, not a curated record. Lineage: Eukaryota; Apicomplexa; Conoidasida; Eucoccidiorida; Eimeriidae. Bases 1 to 2973 code for a protein of 990 amino acids.
AUGGCGCCGCCGGCGUUGCUGCAGUGGGUGGCCACGCGGGGCCCCACAUACUUGGCAGGUUUGGCGAAGAGCCCGUGGGUGGGCGGCCUGUGUGGGGCCGCGAGCACGCUGGGCUGGCUGGCGGGUGUGCUGCUGCUGCUGCUGCUGUGUGUGCUGCUGCUGUGUCUGCUGCUGCUGCUGCCGCUGCCGCGCAGCUGGCGCCGCGUCUACCGGCCCGCAGUCAUCGGCACGGGGGCCCUCGCCCCGCGGCCCCUCAACUUGGCGCUGCUGCACAAGGAGCAGCAGCAGCAAGGUGCUGCUGCCAGCUGCGGCGCAUGCGAAAGCCCCAGCAGCCGCAGCUGGGGCUAUUUGCUGCGCCUCUCUGGCCUAGUGAGGCCCUGGCAUGCGCACCACAAGCGGGGCCUCCUGGGGGCCCUCGCCUGCCGUGCUGCUGCUCCCAUCUCCCCUGCAGGGGCCUCGGGGGCCCCCGGGGGGCCCCCCGGCGCCCCUACGGGGGCCCCGGGGGGCCCCCCGGGGGCCCCCGACACCUUUGCUGCGCAGCCCAACUCUUCCUUCCCCCUCUUUCUGCUGCCCCACAGCGCAGUGGACAGAUUUGCUGGCUGGGGGGGCGAGGCUCCCGUGGCUUCUCCGAACUUUUCUGAACAUCCUUCUUUUGCUGCUGAUCUCCACAAGCCCAUCAAGGGGGAGUUGCUGCCUGCUUCGCCGCAGCAGCAGCUUCAAAAGGCUUGGUUUGGGGGCCCCCCGCCCCCCGCGGACGCUGCAGCAGCAGACGCUGCUGCUGCUGCUGCUGCUGCUGCAGCGGCGGCGCACAACGCGGCCCCCAAGGCCCUCCCCCUCGCGCAGGGCGGCGGCGACUCCGCCGCGGGAGGCACCCCGGGGGCCCCGCCCCCCAGCAGCAGCAGCAGCAGCAGCAGCAUGGGGUUCCCGGGGCCCGGGUUUGCUGCUGCUGGCUUGUCGAGGGCCCCCGGGGCCCUUUCCGAGGCCCUCGUGGCCGCAGGGGCCCCCGAAGGGGCCCCCGAACAAUGCAAGUCCUGCCAACUUGCUGCUUCGUGGCUGCAGUCGCCGGCGCUGCACCGGCAGCAGCUGCUGCAGGCGUGCCCGUCACUGGGCCGGGGCUUCGCGCCCAGCAGCUUGCUGCUGCAGCACCGGCUGGUGCAGGGGCUGCUGCUGUUCCUCCAGGAAGAAACUGGAUUUGUUCGACUUAUUAAAUUUGAUAAAAGGUAUUGGGUCACUUCUGUAGAUGGCGACAGAGUCCUUUUGCAUUACUACAGACACCGCACGGACCCCGCGGCCUGUCGCGACAGCUGGGGCCCCGCGCAGCACCCGCAGCCAGCAGCAAGUGCUGCUGCUGCUGCGGCCGAAGCGGCAGCAGCAGCAGCAGCAGCAGCAGCAGGGGCCCGGGCCGAAGACGUCGGCUGCACGGACAGCCGCUUCCCUCACGGUAGACCCCACGGCCGCUGCGGCUGCAGAGGCAUUUUGUUUAUUGUGGGCGGUAUCGGCGCUAAGGCGUACGACAUGCAGGUGCAGCACGUGGUGCUGCUUGCUGCUGCUAAGGGUUUUUGUGUCUUUUUCUUAUCUUGCUUGCGGGGAAUAGAAGCCCCCAUAUCGGACUUGCCCACCGACCUCACCACCAGUGCUGAUGUUCAAGCUGCUCUUUCUUUCAUUUUGCAUCUCCACGUCAACGGCUUCAAGGACCCCAACCAGCAGCAGCAGCAGCAGCAGCAGCAGCAGCAGCGUGGCGCGGCGGAGGCGGGCGCGGAGCCGCGCCGCCGCCAGCAGGGCCACGAGCACGCCCAUACCCACCAGGAGCAGCAGCACUGGCAGCAGCAGCAGCAGCAGCAGCAGCAUCGCACUGUGUUGACAAUGGACGAAGUCGAUGAGGGCUUCUGCAGGAUGAUAACGGAGGGGGAAGAAGAGGCUUUUCUCAAAUCCAUUCCUGAUGGAUUUAUUCCUCCCGUAUUUCUCAUGGGAUACUCUAUGGGGUCUUGCGCAAUUCUUCGGCUGCUGGGCUCUUUGGGGCUGCAGCAGGCGUUUCAGCAGCUGCAGCAGCAGCUGCAGCAGCAGCAGCAGCGCGAAGGGUCCAGCAAGGACUCCGCACAGACCACGGCCGCGGACACGCCUAGCAGCGAGAGCAGCGAGUACAGCGGCAGCAGCAAACGCAGCAACAGCAACAGCAGCAGCAGCAGCAGCCAGCUGGAACUAUCCCCCUUUUGCAGGGACCUCGCAGCAGCAGUUGCCAGUGAAUAUGUGCCUUGUCUCGAGUGGCUUCGUUUCCUCAAAGGCGCAGUCACCAUCUCGAACGCCAUGUGCCUGGACAGCUGCAUCGGCUCCCUGGACCGCGCCGGCGGCGUCACCGGCCGGCUGUGCAAAAGCACAAUGCUGAAGAUGUACAAGGUGAAGCAGUGGCUGGAACCCAGCAACAAUUACCUCACAAAAGGGCUGGACCCUGGCCUAAUAGCUCUUUCGCAGAUGACGUCGACUUUGCGAGAGAUCGACCUGCUGACGCACUUGUCGAUUUGUUUCACUCCCUCUUCCCCGCUUUCCUGCACGCGCGUCUACUACGCCCUGACCACUUGCCUGCCGCACAUGCUGCUGGUCCCAGUGCCGCUGCUGUGUCUGCAUGCGCUGGAUGACCCGAUUGUGGAGCCUUUGGCAGUUUGCCGGGCUGCAGCAACAGUGCCCAAGUACAACCCGAACUGCACGUACGCAGUGGUGGGCCGGGGCGGCCACAAUCUGUUUCAAGAGUCGUUUUGGCCCUUGAUCGGCACCGCCGUGUGGCGCUGGCUCGGAACUGCAUGCAGAAACAUUAGCCGCAACUUUAGUGGAGACGAAAAGGCCAAAAAGGCGGGAAAAAGCGCAGAAAAAGGCGCAGAAAUGAACUACAAACAGCCCAGGGGCCUCUACGUGGACCACAGCUUCCAAGCCCGAGUUGCAGUGGAGUUCAUCACCGCGGUUUGGAGAAGAUGCGACUAA